GGUUGCCCUUGAAGGUCGACAAAAUUUGCAUUCAUACAUUGAAUGAUAAUAAUAGUUGUUUGAUAUCAGUUAAAUUAAGAUAUCCAGUGAGUUUGGGUGCUCAAAUGAAAUGACGGAUUCGGACCAUGAAGAAGAAAUCUCUGUUCAGAGGAAACCAUACGAUCUGGAAGAGGCUCACACAGCAGCGGGUUGGAAAGCCAAAUCUGAGAAAAGUCUUCAAGCGGCCCUACAUUUGAAUCGUAAUCCCAUUCGUAAACCCAAGUCAUGGAAAAAAAUCUUCAACAAGUACCUGCCCAUCACCGAUUGGCUUUUCAACUACAAUGUCAAGGCCGAUCUUGUGUCAGAUAUCAUUACUGGGAUUACUAUAGCCAUUAUGCACAUUCCUCAGGGUAUGGCCUAUGCUCAAUUGGCUGAGACGGAUGAGAUGGUUGGGCUAUACACCGCAGUUUUUCCCGUCAUUAUUUAUACACUCCUAGGUCCAUCCCGGCAUGUUUCAAUGGGUACCAACCCAUUGACAUCUAUUCUAUUGGGAGCCAUCGUAAAGAAGUAUGCCUUCGACGACGACGAUGGCGGUAACUCGGAUGGUGGAGACACUUCUUCGACGACCUUGGUCUCAUCCUCGGUCUUUGUGGCCGCAAAUGAGUCUCAAAUGUAUACCGACAUCCAGGUGAUUACCGCCGUGUGCCUGCUCUCCGGAAUUUGGCAACUGGGAUUUGCCAUCUUGGGCUUGGGCAAACUCAGUUGGCUCCUCUCGGAUGUUCUGGUUAGCGGGUACACAACAGCUGCCGCUAUCCACGUGCUUGUGUCUCAACUGAAAGGUGUAUUGGGAGUAACAUCCGGAUCCAGUGGACGAGUCCUCUUUCUUCCGGUUCAAAAUUUUCACGAGAAAAUCGAGGACUUCAAUCUGGCGGCCUUUGUCAUUGCCCUUGUGUGUGUCAUCAUCUUGGUGGCCAAUAACGAGUUUUUAAAGCCUCAACUGGCCAAGAAGUGCAGCUUUCCCGUGCCAAUUCAAUUGAUCGUGGUUGCUGGUGGAAUCUUGUUUUCUUACUUCUUGAACUUCGAGGAGAAAUUCGGUAUUGACGUUGUGGGGAGAGCUCAGGACUGGGUUCCAAGUAUCAUCGUAGAUUCACUCAUUGUGGCCAUUGUCGGUUACUGCAUUACUCUAUCAAUGGCAAAAAUAUUUGCUCAAAAAUUCCAUUUCGUGGAUGGUAACCAGGAACUUUUCAGUGAGGGUGCUUCUAAUGUGGUGGGCUCGUUUUUUUCCUGUCUGCCCUCGGGAGCCUCAAUGUCCCGAAGUUCGGUCCAAGUUGCAGUGGGUGGAAGGACCCAACUGACCUCGGUAGUCUCUAUUGCCAUUCUCAUUGUGGUUAUAUUGACUGCAGAGGGACUCUUCUACGCCUUACCGAAG
Molecule: messenger RNA, 1408 nt
Organism: Tigriopus californicus
Lineage: Eukaryota; Metazoa; Arthropoda; Copepoda; Harpacticoida; Harpacticidae
Product: solute carrier family 26 member 6-like
Biological process (GO): transmembrane transport
Cellular component (GO): membrane
Molecular function (GO): chloride transmembrane transporter activity; sulfate transmembrane transporter activity; bicarbonate transmembrane transporter activity
Source: RefSeq, a predicted model, not a curated record